Messenger RNA from Owenia fusiformis, 2486 nucleotides. The record is from the annotation of a GenBank genome assembly. NCBI's taxonomy places the organism in Eukaryota, Metazoa, Annelida, Polychaeta, Sabellida, Oweniidae.
AGAUCAUGGAUGCUAGAACAGGUUCCAUUGAAGGAGAAUCCACUCCAUUGCUAUUUUCAACUCGUCCCAAGAAACCAGCCUUAUGCAUACAGCUAAGUUCCGUGUUGGUUGCAUGCAUUGGCUCAGUGUCUGUGGGAUUGGUGCUUGGCUAUUCCUCUCCGGCACUGAUUGAAUUGAAGACAGAAUUGACUGCGGAUCAGGCCUCGUGGUUUGGGUCUUUGCCUACGCUUGGUGCUUUAGCUGGUGGACCGAUUGGAGGAUUUAUGCUUGAUUUCGUUGGGAGGCGCACGGGGAUAGCAUUCACGUCGGUCCCUCUAGUUGCAGGCUGGUUGCUGAUUGUGUAUUCUCAGGGUUAUCUCUGGCUGUACGCUGGGCGUAUACUCACUGGAAUAGGCAUGGGAAUGGUAUCACUUAGCGUGCCAGUCUAUAUAGGAGAGGUUGCAUCUAAGGAAUACAGGGGUGUGCUUGGAGCGUUGAAUCAGCUUGGAGGGGUAAUCGGAAUCCAGAUUGUGUACGCAUUGGCUUUUAUUGUACAUUGGCGAUGGAUGGCUUUUGUAUGUGCAUCGUUGGCGACAUGUAUGUUACUUGGAAUAAUCUUUGUACCCGACUCACCAAGAUGGUUACUCAAGCAUAAAUACCAUGGCGAAGCUGUUUCAUCUUUGAAUAAACUUCGUGGAGAUAAAUAUGAUAUUGAAGGCGAGCUAUUAGAAAUGGAGGCCAAUCUACAGGCGCAUUCCAAAGAGAAAUUCAAACUGAGCUAUCUGAGUAAACCUUCGGUCUACAAGCCGCUUGUGAUUUCGAUAGUUUUGAUGUUGUUCCAACAGUUUUGUGGUAUAAACGCAAUCAUAUUUUAUGCUGGAGAUAUCUUCGCGUCAACGAACUUUAGCAGCGAUCCCAACCUACCCCCAGUGAUAAUAGGUGGCGUGCAGAUAGUCGCGACGGUAUUUUGCGCAUUGUUUAUGGAUAAAGCAGGAAGAAGGGUACUUUUGCUUAUAUCAGGGAGCUUUCUUACGCUGAGUUCCGGGGCACUAGGGGCUUAUUACUACCUUAAGCUUCAGCCCAACAUGGAUCUUUCUUGGUUGUCCUUAGUGAGCAUUAUAGGCUACAUUAUUGGGUUUUCUAUAGGGUGGGGCGCUAUACCAUGGCUACUUCUCGGAGAGCUUUUCCCAUUAAAGGUACGGAGUGCUGCAAGUUCAAUAUCAGUUAUUGUGAAUUGGCUGUCAGCAUUUAUUGUCACAAAAGAGUUCUCUACAUUAGAAAAUCUUAUUCAUAAAUACGGUGCAAUUUGGUGCUUCACGGGGGUGAGCCUUCUUGGUGUGAUAUUUGUUGCAUUAGUAUUACCUGAAACUAAAGGGAAAUCCCUUGAGGAAAUUGAAGAGUAUUUCGAACCAUCGAAUCAACGAAAACUUGGCAAUACUUCAAUCAAUGAACCAACCUCGACUAGAAGUAUUCAAAGUUAGUUUUUUUCAUCAUCACACAUUACAGUUCUAAUCAUUAGCUUUUAAGAAAUACAAUGCUGAAAUGUAGAUGAAUUGAGAAAAUCAUAAUAUUCGUAUUGUGCAUCGUUCACUCUUCUAAAAGAGGGCUCAAAAUCCGCUCAGAGUGAGCCAAAAAGGUAACCGAAACAAAUGUAUGUUAAUAACUCAAUCAUUCAGUAUGGGUUUAAAAUCAGAUAUGGCACAUUUAAACCUUGUUCGGUGCUCUUUCUUUAUAUCAAAUUCCAUCGGUCUAUACCUAAUGGUAACAAUUUUAUAGCCAUUUACAAAACACGCCCCAAAUGCCGAAAUGUGCCACACUCUCCGAACAUAAAUCCCGCCCCCAGAUUUUUAUCUGCGAAAAAUGUCUACACUUACAGCACUUGAAACAAGAAAGAAGAUGAGAGCAAUUACACGAGACAUCUCAGUCUGUGCUCGUAUAGUGAACAACUUUGCCUGAAACGUAGUUUGCCUCCAGACACGAUGCCAGCAUUUUAAAGCAGGUUUUGUAAAAUGGCCAUACAAUAUUGACCAUUGGGGAUAAACUAAUGAUACUUAGUAGAGUGUAAGAACAUUGAACACGGUUUUAUUUAGCUAAGUAUGAUCAUAAACCCAUACUGAAUGACUUAGCUAAUAACAUUUGUUUGGGUUACCUUUUUUGGCUCACCCUGUAUUAAUAUUUUUAUUUCAAACGUUUAGCGGAGGUGUUGGAUUUUCUAAUAAAGAAGCUUUAAAUAUGGUAAAGUAACACUGGUGAGAUAUCGCAAGCUCUUUUAUAACUACAAGUGUAUUUGUAAAAAAACAAAUAUAAUUGGAGUUUUGCUUUGAGUUUGCUUUACCUUAGUUUUAAGACUGCGGAUCAGGCCUCGUGGUUUGGGUCUUUGCCGACCAUUGGUACAUUAAUUGGGAACCCACUCGGAGGCUUAUUUCUCGAUCUGGUUGGGCGGCGUACAGGUUUGGCAUUUAUGGUUGUGCCCUUUGUGGCUGGCUGGUUGCUGAUUGUAUAUUCCC